AUGGCAAUCGACACCACCCCCUACCAGCAGCACCAGCACACAUCGCCGCCCGCGCCAGCGCUUGCACCGCCGCCGCCCACCGCCGCUGCCCCGGCGCCCCCCCGCGCGCAGCCGCCGUUGCCGCCAUCCUCUGACGACGCGACCGACUCCGCUGCCGCGCCCGGCGCCGCGCCCGCGCCGGCGCCCGCGCAGCCGCUGCUGCGGGGCGCCGGCGUGCCGUUUGGGAACGUGCCGAGGCCGCCGUCGCGCGCCGCGCUGCGGGCGCUGCUGGGGCGGUCGUACCACCAGCUCGGAAUGUCGCGGCCCCUGGCUGAGAGCGACCUGGCGGCCCUUGAGUGCGCCGCGGGCUUCCGCGGCCCCGAGGCUGAGGGGCCGGCGGGCGCCGCCGCGGCCGAGGAAGCGGCAGGCGAGGCAGCGGCGGCGGCGGCGGCGCAGGCGGAGUGGGAGCGGUUUUUGGCCGUUUGGGUCCAAACGCUCAGCCUGCUGAGGCUGAUCCAAAAGGGGAGCGGGGCUCAGCUUUGUCGCCGCAGCUGA
Messenger RNA from Monoraphidium neglectum, 534 nucleotides. RefSeq lists its product as hypothetical. Bases 1 to 534 code for a protein of 177 amino acids. The record is from RefSeq and is a predicted model, not a curated record. The transcript is spliced from 2 exons. Lineage: Eukaryota; Viridiplantae; Chlorophyta; Chlorophyceae; Sphaeropleales; Selenastraceae.